Messenger RNA from Rhodamnia argentea, 1431 nucleotides. RefSeq names its product serine/threonine-protein phosphatase PP2A-2 catalytic subunit-like. The record is from RefSeq and is a predicted model, not a curated record. The transcript is spliced from 11 exons. Bases 91 to 1032 code for a protein of 313 amino acids. Gene Ontology annotation, biological process: peptidyl-serine dephosphorylation; mitotic cell cycle. Gene Ontology annotation, molecular function: protein serine/threonine phosphatase activity. Gene Ontology annotation, cellular component: cytosol. Lineage: Eukaryota; Viridiplantae; Streptophyta; Magnoliopsida; Myrtales; Myrtaceae.
UUUGGUUUGCCGUGGAAUCGAGCGCCGAGGCAGAAGUAUUUGGAAGAUAGAUCCGAGGUGCGAGGGUUGGAAGCUCCAGAGGACGGAGAAAUGAGCUCGGAUUCACUCUCUUCCAGCUCGCAUGGCGGCGUCGACGACCACAUUUGUCAGCUUAUGCAGUGCAGGCCGUUGUCCGAACAACAGGUUAGAGUGCUAUGUGAGAAGGCUAAGGAGAUCCUAAUGGAAGAAGAUAAUGUCCAGCCUGUAAAAAGCCCUGUUACAAUAUGUGGUGAUAUUCACGGACAAUUCCAUGAUCUGGCUGAGCUUUUCCGCGUUGGAGGGAAGUGCCCAGAUACCAAUUACUUGUUCAUGGGAGAUUAUGUUGAUCGUGGAUAUUAUUCAGUUGAAACUGUUACACUCUUGGUGGCACUGAAAGUGCGUUAUCCUCAGCGGAUUACAAUUCUUAGAGGAAACCAUGAAAGCCGCCAGAUAACUCAAGUUUAUGGGUUUUAUGAUGAAUGCCUGCGAAAGUAUGGUAAUGCUAACGUUUGGAAGAUAUUCACUGAUCUUUUUGACUAUUUGCCACUGACGGCCCUGGUUGAAUCAGAAAUAUUUUGUCUGCAUGGCGGGUUGUCCCCAUCCAUUGAAACCCUUGACAAUAUACGUAAUUUUGACCGUGUUCAAGAAGUUCCUCAUGAGGGCCCUAUGUGUGAUCUCCUAUGGUCUGACCCUGAUGAUCGCUGUGGUUGGGGUAUCUCACCCAGAGGUGCUGGUUAUACCUUCGGUCAGGACGUAUCUGAGCAGUUUAACCAUACAAAUAAUUUGAAGCUGAUUGCUAGAGCUCAUCAGUUGGUUAUGGAAGGAUAUAACUGGGGUCAUGAUCAAAAAGUCGUUACAAUAUUCAGUGCACCUAACUACUGUUAUCGCUGUGGUAACAUGGCAUCCAUCCUGGAAGUCGAUGAUUCCAAAGGCCACACAUUCAUUCAGUUUGAGCCAGCUCCAAAGAGGGGAGAGCCAGAUAUAACUCGCAGAAUGCCGGAUUAUUUCCUUUGAUGUAGCGGGCUUCAGGUAAGCAUAUCUUGUCGCUGCUGCAUACUUCCUUUCAAAUGAGCUUGGGCUGGCCAUUGAAUUUUUCAAGAGCUGGAGCCUCUUAAAGAUGGUGCCCACUGGGGUAGAGGCAUCUAAAAUGUCACUGGCGAGGCUUUGGAUUGAAAAGAAAAGGGCAACCCGGCAACUUGUAAUUGUUUUCUUUUUCUGGUCCAUUUUCUUAAUUUUUGACACAUUUUUUCUUCCGGUACGACUGGCAGGGAGAUCGGGCUUGUACUUGUAGAGGGGGAUGGGUUUACUUAUCUUCAAUGGGUGAUUUUCUUUGCCUCCCCUGUCAGUCCUUUUGGCUUAAGUUUUGAUGUAUGAAUGUUCUGGGCUUAAUUACAUGUGCAAUUCAAUUUAGAG